GUGCGAGUGCGCGCUACAUCCUAGACUUCUACGCGGAGAGACCCAAGCAUCAUUUCAGCUGGCAAAGUAAUAUCUGAUCUCUUUCACCCUGCCUGAAACGUAUCCAGCGGCGACGAAGGAGCUUGAAUCAUGUGUGGGAUCUUUGCCUACCUGAACUACCGAGUGCCACGCACCAGAAAGGAGAUAUUUGAGACGCUGGUGAAGGGCCUGCAGAGGCUGGAGUACAGAGGGUACGAUUCAGCAGGUAUCGCCGUGGACGGCCCCAAAAAGACGACCCAUGACCUCAACAACAACAGUAUCUGCCUGAUCAAGAAGAAGGGCAAGGUCAAGGCUCUGGAUGAGGAGAUCUACCAAAAAGACCUGGUUGACCUCGAUGAGAGCCUGCACACACACUUUGGCCUGGCUCACACCCGCUGGGCUACGCACGGCGAACCGAGCGCUCUCAACAGCCACCCCCAUCGCUCCGACAAGAACAAUGAGUUUGUCGUGAUCCAUAACGGCAUCAUAACCAACUACAAAGAGCUGAAGGAGUACCUGAUCACCAAGGGAUACGAGUUUGAGUCAGAGACAGACACAGAGGUGAUCCCGAAACUCAUCAAAUACGUUUAUGACAAUCGAGAGAACGACAGCGUCACCUUUUCCACGCUGGUGGAGAGAGUGAUCCAGCAACUGGAGGGAGCCUUUGCCCUGGUCUUCAAAAGCCGUCAUUACCCUGGAGAGGCUGUGUCCACCAGGAGAGGAAGUCCGCUGCUCAUUGGCGUGCGAAGCGAACACGAGCUGCUAACCGAGCACAUCCCCGUGCAGUACAAAAGUGGUCACCAGAAGGAGGAAGUUCACGAGAACAGCCAUAAUCGCACCGACUCCUCCAAUGCCAUCAACUCAAACGGAGAUGGCAAGCCCGUGGAGUACUACUUUGCCUCUGAUGCGAGUGCCAUCAUUGAGCACACUAACAAGGUGCUGUACAUGGAGGACGACGACGUGGCAGUCGUCAAAGGGGGGGAGCUCUCCAUCCACCGGGUGAACCGGCAGGCCGGCGACGAUCCAGUGAGAGCCAUUCAGACGCUGCAGAUGGAGCUGCAGCAGAUCAUGAAAGGAAACUUUGAGGCCUUCAUGCAGAAGGAGAUCUUUGAGCAGCCGGAGUCUGUAGUUAACACUAUGAGAGGCCGGAUUUGUUUUGACACUAAUACAGUGAUUCUUGGAGGCCUGAAGGACCAUCUGAAGGAGAUCAAACGGUGCAGACGGCUAAUCGUGAUUGGCUGUGGCACGAGUUUCCACGCUGCGGUCGCUACCAGACAGAUCCUGGAGGAGCUGACAGAACUGCCUGUCAUGGUGGAGCUGGCCAGCGACUUCCUGGACCGCAACACCCCAGUCUUUAGAGACGACGUGUGUUUCUUUAUCAGCCAGUCAGGGGAGACAGCGGACACCCUGAUGGCGCUGCGAUACUGCAAGGAGCGUGGGGCUCUGACAGUGGGCAUCACCAACACUGUGGGGAGCUCCAUUUGCAGAGAGACCGACUGUGGGGUCCACAUCAAUGCUGGACCGGAGAUAGGAGUGGCUAGCACCAAGGCCUACACCAGCCAGUUUGUGUCCCUCAUCAUGUUUGGCUUGAUGAUGAGCGAAGACAGACUCUCACUGCAGAAGAGAAGGACGGAUAUUAUCAACGCACUUAAGGUGCUUCCAGAGCUGAUAAAACAGGUGUUAGCGGUGGAUGAGAAGAUUAAGGAGAUCGCCGAUGAACUGCAUCACCAAAAGUCACUUCUGGUUAUGGGCCGAGGGUACAACUAUGCCACCUGCCUUGAGGGGGCGCUGAAAAUUAAGGAGAUCACAUACAUGCACUCUGAGGGCAUCCUGGCCGGAGAAUUGAAGCACGGCCCUCUGGCUCUCAUCGACAAACACAUGCCCGUCAUCAUGAUCAUCAUGCGCGACGGCUGCUACACUAAGUGUCAGAACGCUUUGGAGCAGGUCACUGCCAGAUCGGGCCGACCGAUUAUUCUGUGUUGUCAAGAUGAUUCGGAGGUGAUAAAGAAUGCAUACAAGACCAUCGAGCUGCCACAGACUGUGGACUGUUUGCAGGGCAUCCUCAGCGUCAUCCCCCUGCAGCUGCUGUCCUUCCACUUAGCUGUCCUGCGAGGAUAUGAUGUUGACUGCCCCAGAAACUUGGCCAAGUCUGUGACUGUGGAAUAAUUACAGUUUACAAAGCCCAGCAGAUGAGACAGGUUGCUUUGGGUGCUUUAUGGAGCAAUUGUGCAAUCAAACAUUGGGUGUUUGUGGCAGGGUUAGGCUGAAGCGUGGGGACCAGGGGUUUUUAAGUGGAUGUGAGAGUGUGUAUGAUACUGUGAGUUAUAAAGACAAAGCUGCAGAGCAAAGAAGGGUUUAAAGGGUAUGAUAAAAUGCAAAAAAAAAAAAAAAAAUGAAAUGUGAAAUCUUACCAUGGCUUUAUGGAAAAAAUCCAUAAAAACACUCUCUCAAAGAUGUUCACAGCCAAAGAAACCUUCUGUGCCUCUUUUUACCGUUAGUUGAGCCAAAAACUUCUCUAAAUGAAAUGGUACACUGAAGUGUUUACAAUUGUGCAAUAUGGACCGCAAACUUGGAUUUUGAAUGUACAUUAUGACAUGGUCAUUAAUUCUCCACCUACGUUGUCUGUUUGUUAGGGUCAUUAAAUUCCUUCAUUGUGAAAUAAAAAAAAAUAGUUAUAAUAGUUACAUUUUAUAAAUUUCUUGAUAAAUUCAUGAAAAGCCUGGAGAACAGAUAAACAAUAAUCUUAUUUUUUUUUUAAAUAUAAUAAUUCUCUCUUAAUUUAAACUUCUUGUCCUAAGGCGAGUUCAAAGGUGUCCCACUAAGCCUUUUUUUUAGGUUUCUGUAGUUUUUGCUGUCAUAGGGAUUAUUCUAUCAUAUCAAAAGCACUCCAACAGUGAAAUAAAAUAAUUAUAAAUAAUUUUAUUAUAAAACAUACAACUGUUUGGAUCU
This is a messenger RNA of Fundulus heteroclitus (mummichog), 2967 nucleotides long. RefSeq names its product glutamine-fructose-6-phosphate transaminase 2 (gene gfpt2). Bases 130 to 2184 code for a protein of 684 amino acids. Gene Ontology annotation, molecular function: L-glutamine:D-fructose-6-phosphate transaminase (isomerizing) activity; carbohydrate derivative binding. The record is from RefSeq and is a predicted model, not a curated record. Lineage: Eukaryota; Metazoa; Chordata; Actinopteri; Cyprinodontiformes; Fundulidae. The transcript is spliced from 19 exons. Gene Ontology annotation, biological process: fructose 6-phosphate metabolic process; protein N-linked glycosylation; UDP-N-acetylglucosamine metabolic process.